Molecule: messenger RNA, 511 nt
Organism: Staurois parvus
Lineage: Eukaryota; Metazoa; Chordata; Amphibia; Anura; Ranidae
Source: the annotation of a GenBank genome assembly
GAAAGAGCCGAAGAUGUCGGCUCGGUCAUGUGAUCAGCUGUGUCCAAUCACAGCUGAUCGCAUCUGUCAUGCUGAUAGCUCGAGAGGAGAACCGGUAAUCAGCAUCCCCCAGAGGGGACAUGUACACUGAUCAUCAGGGCACUGUUGAUCAGUGUGCCCUGAUGAUCUGUGUAGCCCCAGCAGUGCCACCUGUCAGUGUCCAUCAGUGCCAGCUGUCAGUGCUCAUCCAUGCCACCUGCCAGUGCCCAUCAGUGCCACAUCAAUGCCACAUUUCAGUGCCUACCAGUGCACAUCAAUGCCACAUAUCAGUGCCCAUCUGAGCUGCCUUUCAGUGUCACCCUUCAGUGCCAGCCAGUGCCACCUAUCAAUGCCAUCCAAAGCUGCCAAUCAGUGCCAAUUAUCAGUUCCAGUCAGUGCCGCCUAUCAGUGCCAGUCAGUGCCGCCUAUCAGUGUGCAUCAGUGCCGCCUAUCAGUUCCCUUCAGUGAUGCCUAUCAGUGCCGCAUAACAGUG